This is a messenger RNA of Mizuhopecten yessoensis (Yesso scallop), 2610 nucleotides long. RefSeq lists its product as uncharacterized. The record is from RefSeq and is a predicted model, not a curated record. The transcript is spliced from 2 exons. NCBI's taxonomy places the organism in Eukaryota, Metazoa, Mollusca, Bivalvia, Pectinida, Pectinidae. Bases 69 to 1976 code for a protein of 635 amino acids.
CACUGGUGUAGCUUCCUGCUUAGGAAAUCAGACACACUGGAGGAAAUGGCCACUAAAGUGACGUAAUUAUGGCCUCACGUAACGUCAUCCCGCGCCCAGAGACGACCAACCCGCCGGACGACGACUCUGGCGACUCCAGUUGGGGAAUCGUCGUUCCAAUCGUUCUCGUCGGCUUAUUCAUAGUCAGCGUUAUUGUAUUUCUUUACUGCCAUUACAUGCGGAAAAAGCAACAACAAGGACCACCGGACGCCGCCAACACGUCACUUGGCCGGUUUUCCCGAAGUCUCGUCGGCAGCUCGACGACCGGAAUCGAUUAUGUGCGCUGUUCAACUAGAUCGACUACGCCCCUGAGGUCCAGCCUACGCGGCGACCAGGCGUUCGUCAUGCCGAUGGCACCUCAGUACCACCACGGAAGUCAGCCCAAGUUCACGUUCUAUUGGGAAGACGAUAACUGGAAGCUGUGUCCGGACAGCGUAAACAAUAUGCGUGGGCAUCUCAACCCGCUCUCCCCUAUUGACGAGAUGGACUCGUCCCUUAUGUCAGAUGACGUUUAUAUGGACGUUUCCAAAAGUUACGACGUCGGCGCACAGGCGCCCUUUUCACCUUACCACCUGACGUGGGUGACACCACAGGCGCCGCCGCCGUCUUACGAGGAAUCUGAGGCGGGAUCCCCGGAGAAACGCCUCCGACUUAUGUCGGUCAAUACCACAAACAGCGAGGACACAUACAGUACAUGUCAUACUUUCGACAAGGACGCAUUCCACGUCCACAAUAACACGCUUGCUACAGACGGUGAAUACUCGGCAAACAGUAUGAGUCGCCAUAAAAGAAAAAGUGCCGUUUUAUCCAGUGCUGUGCUAUCUGAGGCGCUUACGAACACUAAUCUCACUAAUUCCCAAAUGACGUCAUAUCCUUCGACACCAAUAUCGUCCACCGGCGCAAGUCUUACGACCUCUAGUCUCGACACAGGGGAGGAUGACGACACAUCAUUCGUGACGUCAUACCACGACACUAGCUACCACAUUUCGAGGCAAAGCGUAAAUAAUCAAUCAGCAGCGUAUACGACAGCGCGUGGAAGUCAGGGAGAGAGCGAGGUGAGUGGGGUCCCCAGCCUACCGAGCAGUAUAUUGUACUACCACCAGAAAAUGGCCGGCAAUAGGAACGUCGAGUUGAUGGAAUGCCCACCGAGAUUAUUGUCUCAACCUUACAACUACAGCAUGGCAAGUAGCAUGGGUUCGGCCGAGUCGCACUACACCGACAACACGUCAUUGCUUCCCAAUGUUGGCAGUAGCAACACGUCCGGAAACCCUUCUAUGUCAAUGUCCAUACCACAUUCCAACGUUCCUGGAGUUGUGGAGCAGGGUUGUCAAGGAACAAUGAGUCCUGGCGACCUGUCUAAGCUUGUGAACGAACUGUCCUCCAUCAGACCAAGUUCUACAGAGCCGACGUCCAUCAACAAAGGCAUCGUCAACAGCGCCUGUGUCUACGAUAAUAACAUUGGCGAGAGCUACGUCACGGAACAAAUCCAUCCUCAGAAUGCAUCGGAAGGUGAUGUGAACUUUCGUCACAGCAUCACGGAGCUGUUCCGGAGCUGGAGCGUCACGGCUGAACUAGAUUAUAGUUCUUUGAGCUCCCGCGGAGCAAGCGGAGCAAGCGGAGCAAGCGGAGCAACGUCCAUGAACACCCCGCAGCACGAGAACUCAUUCGCGUGGGACAACUUCCCUUGGCACAAAAAUAAAGGUAUACCGGAGCAUUAUCAACAACAGCAGGAAAUAACGCCACAUUUAGUGGAGGAUUACAAUCACAACCUGGUCGAACCCAGCGUCAAUCACAACCUGGUCGAACCCAGCGCCAAUCACAACCUGGUCGAACUCGGCGCCAGCGGAAAUGUCCUGGACAUCAAUCGACUGUCCACACCGGGCAGAAAGGUGAAGUUUGAGGCGCCUGUGCUUGUCAGCAAGACAUAUUGGGUCUGAGACAAAUUUAUAUAUUUAUAGCGUUCUCUAGGACAAUCCCGUUUGAUGCUCUGACCGUUGAGUCGCAGUGUGGACGAUCCGUUACUACACUUACAAACAAGUAUAACGAGUGAAGUCGAGGUUCUGAUGUUUAUAAAUACUACAAAGAAGUUCGUUGACAUUGAUAAUGUAUCUGAAUGGUUCAGACUAUUAUUCUAUACCGUGGUCGGUGGUGAUACCGACAAUAGCAUUGCGAAGAUCUAAUUUUAAUUAGAUUGCGAUAACUGAUAAACAGAAUAGUUAUAUAAUAAAAAUUGGUUUGUAAAUAAAAACAAAUGCUUGUAACGAAGUGCUAUGACCGAGACAGUACGCUGGACUCCAGGAAGGCGCUAUUUAUGGAGAUAUUAGUUUAUUUUACUUGAUUGUGAAAUUAUUCACUUCUUCGUCAUCAGAUGACCGUGUUAAAUUUUGUUCAAAUUGCUAACGGCGACAUAAAUGUUAAAACAUUGACGUGGACUUUCCUAAACCACUCAUUUUGUGUCAUGUGCUUUGUUUGACUUUUGUGUAUGUAUUGAAAUUUGAAACUGAGACACGCAUUAUAUUGGUCAAUAUAAUGAGAAUUUGUAUACUAUUUUAAAAGUGAUAUAAAAUUGAA